UAAUUUUGGGUGGUAAAGAAAAAAAUGAUUUCCGUACUCUUAACGAAGAAAAUGCUUGGGAAUUCAUGAAAAUACUAUGCCCAACUAAAAAUGUAUGGAGACAAGUAAGAAUUCAAGGAAUGCCAAAACUCGAAUGUUUGGCACUCCAAGUGGCUGUAAAAAAUGAUAAAAAUAUCAUUUUAAUUAUCGGCAAAAACCUAAAUGGCGAACUAAUUAUAGGACAUAUAAGAGAUUAA
Molecule: messenger RNA, 236 nt
Organism: Entrophospora sp. SA101
Lineage: Eukaryota; Fungi; Glomeromycota; Glomeromycetes; Entrophosporales; Entrophosporaceae
Source: the annotation of a GenBank genome assembly